This is a messenger RNA of Thamnophis elegans (Western terrestrial garter snake), 2241 nucleotides long. It is a transcript of the gene ASIC5, whose product is annotated as acid sensing ion channel subunit family member 5. Gene Ontology annotation, cellular component: membrane. Gene Ontology annotation, biological process: sodium ion transmembrane transport. Bases 90 to 1844 code for a protein of 584 amino acids. Gene Ontology annotation, molecular function: ligand-gated sodium channel activity. NCBI's taxonomy places the organism in Eukaryota, Metazoa, Chordata, Lepidosauria, Squamata, Natricidae. The record is from RefSeq and is a predicted model, not a curated record. The transcript has 10 exons.
UUUAUUUUGGCGCCUUCUUCGAUCGCUCGCUCCCCCGCCCAUCCGCUGCCGCUCGCAUGGGCAGGGUAGCGUAGCAAGUGAGAGGGCGGAUGGGCGGGGGAGAGAGCUCACCUUUCCAGCCCCACUUCCACCUGGACAAGCCGUGGGAAAGCCUCCGCCUCUCCGAAAAGAGCCACCUGCGUGUGUGGCCCUUGGUGGGUUCUGGAAGUGGCGCCUUUCUGCCAAAGCAUCCCUCGUGCACUUCAGGGGCCGGCAGGCGAGGUGAGCGCAGUGGCCGGAGACUCCUCCAUGGGACCCCUUCCGGCUCCGUCUGCUUCCCAGCCUGUCCUGGCUCUCCUGACUCCCGGGGCCGCCGCUUCUCUGAACUCACCCAGAGAAUUCUGGAAAAAGCCAGGCUCUAUUUCACAAGAAAGGCUCUACCAUCUUUGGAAGAAAGGAAGAAAUAUGACGAUGAGUUUGCAACUUCAACGUCCUUCCAUGGGGUGCACAAUCUUAUUCAUACCAAGAGCAAGACACGCAAGAUCUUAUGGAUGGUAGUAGUCUUGGGUUCCAUUAUCCUAGUUGCCUGGCAGGUUUAUUGUCGUUUCAUCUAUUAUUUCAGCUGGCCCACCACAACCUCAGUGGUAGUUCAAUAUGUGGAGAAGAUUGAAUUUCCUGCUGUAACAUUUUGUAAUCUGAACAGGUUCCAAACUCAAGCUGUAGCUAAUCUGAGCAUCGUUUUCUUCUUAUGGAGCAUAGUGUCAGGAGUUCUUCGUAUGUUCAGUACUGAUGAUAAGUUUAGUCAAGAACUACAAGAUUUUUUUCAAGGGAAUCAAAAUUUCAGCAUCAAAGAAUUUACAAGAGAUAAUGGUUUCUAUCUCAACAGUAGUACCUUGCUGAGUUGUGAAUUUUUUGGGAAAAAAUGCCAUCCAAAGGACUUUGCACAUGUCUUUACUGAAUAUGGGAACUGCUUUACUUUUAAUCAUAUUAACUUUCCUACAAGAAGAAGAGUUAGCCUUUCUGGAAGAGGCCUCAGUUUGGUUUUUGAUGUCAAACAGGGUCAGUUCACUGAUGAUCCUAAUCUUGGUUUUGUUGAUGCUGGCAUAACCUUUGCUAUCCAUUCACCUAAAGAACCUCCCCGAUUUGAUGGUUUAGGUGUCUUUACACCAGUGGGAAUGCAUGCCCAUGCUGCGAUUCAACAGGUAAAAACAAUUAUCCAAGAAUACCCUUGGGGAGAAUGCAACCCAAACAUUAAGCUUCAGCAUCAUCAAAUCUACAGUACAUAUGGAUGCCUACAAGAAUGCAAGGGCCACCUUAUACAAAAGUACUGUGGAUGUUUACCUUUUAUGCUGCCAGGAAACGGCACAGAAUGUGACUUGGAGAAAUUUUACAGCUGUGUUUCUCCUGCUUUGUAUAAAAUAGAAUUCAUGGGAUUAUGUACAGUAGGAACACAUAAUUCCACAUGUCCAGUACCAUGUGAAGAAACAGAUUACCCAAUCACCAUCUCGUAUUCUACGUUUGCAAGUGAACAAGGCCUCAAAUUCCUAUCUGCAAAGCUGAAGAAAAAACCAGAAUAUGCCAGGAAUAAUCUUGUAUAUAUUGACAUUAAAUACCACAAUUUGAAUUACAAAAUGACCCAGCAACAGAAGGCACUGAGUGUAUCAGAACUGUUAGCUGAUAUUGGUGGUCAGCUGGGCUUAUUUUGUGGAGCCAGUAUGAUUACCAUCAUUGAAAUUAUCGAAUAUCUGUUCACCAAUUUCUAUUGGAUGUGUGUUUUCCUUCUACUAAAAGCACCAAAAUUGCCUGAUUGGAACGCUUCAAAUCAGAAUGAACAAACAGACAAGAGAAGAAUACAAGAAUGCUAAUACCUUGCAGAAAACAAAUCAAAAGUGACGUCCCUUUCUUUCUGUGUAUACAGGGCAUUUAUUUUUAACAUCUAUCUUUGUUACUAGUAUCAUUACUCAUUUUUAUUAGGCUAGUAGAAAGACCACUUUAUGGACCAAUCUGGACAGAGUAACUAAUAGUUAUCUAUCUUUUGUUAACUUAUUACAUGAUACUUCGAAAAUGAUCCAGAAAUUUCAGCUGAUGUGGAACAACAGCCAGUAAAAAUGCUGGUCACUACAAUCCCAUUAGGGUUUGAGUUGGCAAUCUGUUGCCAUUAUCAAAGUAUUGUUUUAAUGUUCAAAUUGUUCAAGAAGAUCUUAUUCCAGUGUUUCUCAACCUUGGCAACUUUAAGUCCUGUGGACUUCAACUGCUAGAAUC